Molecule: messenger RNA, 4492 nt
Organism: Silurus meridionalis
Lineage: Eukaryota; Metazoa; Chordata; Actinopteri; Siluriformes; Siluridae
Gene: efnb2a
Product: ephrin-B2a
Exons: 5
Coding region: 880-1866 (328 amino acids)
Biological process (GO): axon guidance; ephrin receptor signaling pathway; blood vessel morphogenesis
Cellular component (GO): plasma membrane
Molecular function (GO): ephrin receptor binding
Source: RefSeq, a predicted model, not a curated record
UGGGAGUCUCAGAAGCGUCGCGGUUUUGAACAGAUCGGUGCGGUGCGUCGCGUGCGCUCCGAACUCAACCCGCACAUUCUCUCCGGACCUUCUCGAGGCUUUUGAGCGACUCGAAUGACAACUUUCAUCUGACUCUCAUUUUCUUCUCUAUUUUAUAUCAUUUUAUCAUUAUUCUUUUUUUUUUGUUUUACCCUUUUAUCAUUAUAAUUAUUCUUCACCUCCUCAUUUCAUCCUUCACUCCUCCACCGCGCUCCUCGCCUUGAACGGAAUACCUCGGGGUGGCUUUUUGCGCAAAAACGCGCGCCCGUCUCUUUUUUUCUCUCGCGCUCCUGAGAGUGUGUGUGAGUGUGUGAGAGUGUGUAAGAGCGCGCUCCUUGUUGGAAUUGGUUCCCGCACCGAUUCAGCGCUGAAGUGAGCUGAGAGACGGAUUUAAACUCGGCGGUGAUGCGCGUCCGGAGCUCCGGAACCUAAAGGAGGAUAAUGUACCUGUCGUUCUUCUUCUCCUCCUUUCUGCUCCCCAGAGGCCCGACAGAGAGAGCUGCGCGCUCAGCUUCACUCUGACCUUUUUUUAAUAUAAUAAUUUAUUUUUAAUUAUAAUUUAUUUUUAUUAUUCGCUCCUGUUAGUGAAAACUGACGCGCUCUUUGGAUCAGACGCGCAAGCUGUCCUUCUUACAGAACUUUAACACCAGGAUGCUGUCCUCCUAAACCUGCUCUCCAGGGUUCGGUUUGGGUUUCAGUCUCGCACCUGGAGUCGGGAUAAUCAGGAGCUGGGAUUGCCUGCGACGCUCCGGGUUCAUCGUUGUUCUCUCUCUGUUUUUUUUUUUUUUGUACUGGUUUUUGACACGUUUUUGUGCUGCGUAAAAAGCGGAUUUCGAGGUCAUGGGGGAGUCUCUGUGGACGUACUACUUGGGGGUGUUGGUGCUGGCGUGCAAGGUGAAUGCCACCGUACUCGAGUCCAUCUACUGGAACACGACCAAUACCAAGUUCGUUCAAGGUCAGGGUUUAGUCCUGUACCCUCAGAUCGGCGAUAAAAUGGACAUUGUGUGUCCCCGGGUGGAGGGCGGCGGCUCCCUGGACGGAGUCGAAUACUACAAACUCUACAUGGUUCCUCGCGAGCAGUUGGACUCGUGCACGGUGACGAAAGCCGACACGCCGCUGCUGAACUGCGUCAAACCCGACCAGGACGUCAAGUUCACGCUCAAGUUCCAGGAGUUCAGUCCCAACCUCUGGGGCCUGGAGUUUUUCAGAGGAAAAGACUACUACAUCAUCUCAACGUCGAACGGCACGAUGGAGGGUCUGGAGAACCAGGAAGGAGGAGUAUGUAAAACGAAGUCCAUGAAAAUCGUCAUGAAGGUCGGACAGAACCCAUCAGACCCUCUUCCUCCGAAAGAGUAUCCGACCAAACAUCCGCCCAAAUACAUGGACAAGGAUAAAUUCAACGACGUGCUCGACAAACCAGGCGUGUCUCAUCACGAGGGUGAGACGGUGGACAGCGGCAGCGGAGGGAAAUCGUCGUCGGUGAUCGGCUCCGAGGUGGCCCUGUUCGCCGGCGUGGCCUCGGCCUGCGUGAUCGCCGUGGCGGUGGUGGCCAUGCUGGUGGUCCUGCUGCUGAAACACCGGCGGCGCCACGGCAAGCACUCGCCCCCUCACACCACUACGCUGUCGCUUGGCUCACUGGCCACGCCCAAAAGAGGCGGGGGCAACAACAACGGCUCUGAGCCCAGCGACAUCAUCAUCCCGCUGAGGACGGCCGACAGUGUGUUUUGCCCGCACUACGAGAAAGUGAGCGGCGAUUACGGCCACCCCGUCUACAUCGUACAGGAGAUGCCCCCUCAGAGCCCCGCCAACAUCUACUACAAGGUGUAAGAGACUCAGGACUAGCCUUGAACAUUUCGACCCUGUUGCCCCCCCCUCAAUGAAUCGGCCCCUCCCUAUAGAGUGGCGUGGGGGGGCGGUUGACGAAGCUCUGCGCCUCUUCUCUCUCGUGGCUGUCGUAAACAAAAAAAAAUAAUAAUCGAUUUUUCCGAAUAUUCCUUAUUAUUCUUCAGUGUAGAGUUUUCAAACGGUGGAGUGAGGCUGCUGCUUUCGACCCCCUCACAAAAAAAAAAAAAAAGAAACACGGUGCACUAAAUUGUGUGUUUGUGAGGUCAUGGUGGUGUGUUUGGGGGCCUGUGUUUUUAAAGCGGUGAGGGGACUCGCCUUACGAGGAGGAGAAGGAUGAAUUAAGAGUGACGGAAGAGUGACUCGAGUGAACGAAAGGAAACAAAUGUAUCAUGGAAAACACCCCCCCCAUCCUGCCCCCGAUUGCGAACUCGUGCUUGUUCUAAGGGGGGAGGGGGAGGAUACGCAUCGUUUCAUCAGCGGUCACAGAUACAGGAAGUGGAUUUGGACGAAACAGGAAGGACUCGCGCUGUCGGGCCUGUACACGGACAUCACCUGUUUCGCUCGCCUUUUGGUCACCGUUUUAUUUUUUUCCCCUUUCAUUUUUUUGUUUUUGUUUGUUUCAUUCUCAUGAACUCAACCUUCUCUGAACAUCACGAACACUUAUCAUUGUUUUAUUUUUUAUUUCCUGCAAAGUGACUCUCACAAUCGUUACUUGAAGGCUUCGCGUCUCGGGGGGGCGCACGUCUUUACUCUUCGUCAUUCCCCAUGCGGCUCGUGUGCGGAUUCGUUUCAUAGAUCUAGGUAUUGUCAUAGAGAUCCUGUCGUGCUGGUUAAUUCGUGCUGUACGUACGUUGUGUGGCACAUACACACACACACACACACACACACACACACACACACACACAUAUACAUACAUACAUUUCACUCAUGUAAGUUCAAAGCCAAGGGCUAGAACAGAAAAAAAAAAAACAAGGUCAUUGCAAGGUCGGGGAAGAUGAACACUAGAAGCACUUUUGGAAAAAACAAACAAACAAAAAAACACCUGGCCCACAUACACACACACACACACACACACACACACACACACAGUGAGUGACAAUGGUGGGAUCGGCAAUAAUUGUCCAACUGACAUUAUUUGCCAUUAUUCACCAUCAUUACACACACACACACACACACACACACACACACACACACAGAAACAACGAUUUUCGAUGAACUGGUGCUGUCAUACUCAUGCGAAAGCACAGGGUCAUCUGACGCAUCGUUAUUAUUAUCAGCAUCAUCAUUAUCACAAUUUCCUUUUUUUUUUUUUUUUACGAAACAGAAGCCUUUAAUUAACAUUUUGUUUCGAGUUUGUUUAGUUGUACAUUAAAAGCAGAGGAGAUUAUAAAAGACAGUAAGAAGACGAAGACGUGAAGGAAAAAAUAAAGCGUACACAGAGUUUAUUUAUGACACACAGAGCACACGAACGGCCAGGAGGAAGCAGAUCUAAUAAUAACUCAGCAAGCAGGCGCAUUAUGCAAAACGUAGACCUUUCGCAUAAAAAAAAAAAAAAACCAACAACAAAAAACACCACCUCCCCGUUCAUGCACACCGAUCGAUCCUUACAGAAAUAGUUGCCUUUUUCGAAGCGGAGUACGCGCACGACCGGAAAAAAGGGGGGCAGCUUGGGAAAGAAAAGAAAGCUGGAGAGAAAAACAGCACGUUGGGUUUAAAAUAGCUGAAAGGAAUGAGAAGGAAGGGCCAAGAACGAGUCUGGAGGAAAGGCGAGUCUGGCAGAAUCUUGCUUUGCAAGGAUAAACUAAAACCGGCUCCUCUAGCCUGGCUGUCUUGUUUGAUGAACCUCAGAGAGGUUAAAAUUAGGCCUCUCAAGUGGGAAGGAGGGCAGCGGACAAGAGUUAGGAAGUGAGCCAGCCAGCGAGCCAGCCAGCCAGCCAGCCAGAGGGGAAUUAGCUCAGGCUAAAAUCAUAAAAAAAUGUCAUGCUACUCCCUCGGAAUAGAAAUGUUGACACUGAAGGCAAAGAGAGCUCCUGGCAUGCGAAGGAAGUCGCCGAUUGGAGUUUGUCGCUGCACCCGUGGGACCGUCCUGGUAGAUUCCCACAAUCCCUCACUCAUUAGUCCCUCAGCUCUCUCACGAGAAGCCUCUCUGCUCCAUGUCAUGGUGUGUGUGUGGUUGUCCAUGUGAACCUUCAUAUCGAAUUAUCCGUGUAUUCCGGCGCCCACAUCCGUAAGGUUCGCGUUCACCCGCAACAGCUUUUCUUUUCUGUGUUUUUUUUUUUUGACACUCAUUACCCAAGCAGAGAUUCGGCUCUCGGUCGCCGCGGUUACGUAUCGUUCAUAUUUUUUUUUAUUUCAUUUCCAUCUGUUUCUCACGGAGAUUUGUUCGAAUCUCGCCAAGAAGCCAAGCCUUGUGGGAUCGGAGGUUUUGUGCCUCUGUAAGAGGCCGCAAGAAAAAAAAAACAAUAAAAAAAAUGUAAGCAAAUAUGCAAUUUUUAUUUAUUUUUGUAACAAUUGAGAGACAAAAAAAUGAAAUGCUUACACCUAUGGAAAAAAGUGUUCUUAUCCACUGAAAUGAGUGAAAAAAAAAUACAUCAAGAAAUCAAUACAA